This is a messenger RNA of Strongylocentrotus purpuratus (purple sea urchin), 1067 nucleotides long. RefSeq lists its product as uncharacterized. Bases 18 to 1067 code for a protein of 349 amino acids. The transcript is spliced from 5 exons. Lineage: Eukaryota; Metazoa; Echinodermata; Echinoidea; Camarodonta; Strongylocentrotidae. The record is from RefSeq and is a predicted model, not a curated record.
CCGCCCGGUUCACCGAAAUGGCGGAGUUACGUGUAUGGUUCAUUUGUUUGUUUCUCCAAGCUGCAUUGCAAGGCACUCUUGGCGAACUCGUAAAGCUAGACGGAGACAUCGACAACGAUCCACCGGUUGUGACAUGCAACGAUAUUACUCUGAGUACCGACUUGCCAAAUUCCUUCCUGGGACUCAACCUGUACACGGGUGAGUAUACUUACUCCGACGACAACCCCGCCCCGAGUGAGACAACGUACAAUGUCACUACCGGAUCCAAUGGAGACGUGUUCCCUCCAGGACAAACACCUGUAACAAUGUUUGCAAUAGAUGUUUUUGGGAACCUUGCCACCUGUCUUUUCUACGUGCAGAACACUCUAACGGAGUUACCGGUCACCUGCCCUGACUUAAAUCGCGACGUGAAUGUAGGUCCGGGCGAGACAACAUUUACCUUCAAUCCAGAUUUCGGAGCUAAUGACGUCGUGAAAUCUGUACCCGGUUACCGAUACCACGGAGCUGUACAUGUUGAUCUUUCUUUAGAUGGUUUACCCGUAGGCAGCGCUGUCACUGCGGGGAGACACGAGGUAGUGGCAAUCAUCUCUGAUGAUGUCUUGUCUAUCACAUGCACAGGAAUCCUCAUUGUCGAAGAAGUAGAAGUGUCGUGUAGCAUCACCGAAAUGACAAUCAAAAUUCCUAACAGAGCCCUCGAAGAUCCACAAUCUCUUCAUCUUAAAGAUUCUGCUUGUAAAGGAUUUGAGGAUAGCGACGGUAAUAUCGUUCUCUCGACUCCGUACGACAAUUGUGGAACUGCGAUCCAGUCAUCUGGAGACAAUAUCAUCUUUUCAAACGUAGUGACCGGUUUGGAAAGAGACGACACCCCAUUUCAAUGCGUCUUUCCAAUGGACCAAGUAGUCGACGGAACUCCCAGUGAGAAAAUAAUCUCAGACAAAGGUAUUAAAAGCUUGUUGCGUCUAGGUCAAGCUAUUAUGUCCACAUUUAAUAUUCGUUUUACUCACCUGCCGUCUGCUGCACCCACACCUGCAAUUGCACAGUUUGCACUGCAUCUACUUGAUCACUAG